AUGGCAAAAAAAGUGAGUUUAGAUAGAAGGAUUGAGCUUCACCUGUUAGAUAAACCGUAUGUGAAAGUGACGUCGUUGAUUGAUGUUAGGUAUGUUGAUGAGGCAUUGGUUACAUGGAAGGGAACAAAGCAAAACUAUCCACAACUUGGACUCCUACUAGCCAUUGAUCUCUCGUGUAACAAAUUAACAGGAGAGAUUCCUGAAGAAUUAAAUAGUCUUGAAGAACUGGUUGCAUUGAACCUGUCAAGAAAUUUUUUUACAGGAAAAAUUCUUCAGAAGAUUGGGCAUCUAAGACAACUAGAGGUGCUUGACCUGUCAAGAAACAAGUUUUCAGGAAGCAUCCCAACGAGCUUGUCUGAAUUAACAUUUCUAAGUAUCUUGGACUUGUCUUACAAUGACUUGUCUGGAAAAAUUCCAACCAGCACUCAACUACAGAGCUUUGAUCCUUCAUCAUUUUCCCAUAAUAGAGGACUUUGUGGUCCUCCGAUUUCACCGAAUUGCUCAAUGGUGGAACCACCUCCCCGCAAACCUGCAGUAGGAGGUGAAGAAUAUUGUGAUGAGUUCAUGAAAUGGUUUCACACUGGCAUGGGACUUGGAUUUGCAGUGGGUUUCUGGGGGUUUUGCAGUGUUAUGUUCUUCAAGCGUUCAUGGAGGCAUUCAUAUUAUCGUUACAUGGAUAAUGCAAAGGAUUGGGUUUAUGUUUCAUUUGUUCUGCUGAAAGCAAGGUUUGUGAGGAGAAUCAAAGCUCUUUCAACAAGGUGUGAUUAG
Messenger RNA from Gossypium arboreum, 768 nucleotides. Its product is annotated as receptor-like protein EIX2. Bases 1 to 768 code for a protein of 255 amino acids. Gene Ontology annotation, molecular function: protein binding. The transcript is spliced from 2 exons. Lineage: Eukaryota; Viridiplantae; Streptophyta; Magnoliopsida; Malvales; Malvaceae. The record is from RefSeq and is a predicted model, not a curated record.